AACAGACAUUGUGGAGCAAACGAGCGGAGAGGCAGCAAAAACAGAAGCAGUCGCAGUUUGCUAGAAGUUUUCCAGUCGUUCGUGCGGUCGUGUUCGCUUGCUCUGCGCGUUGAUUAAAAGUGUUGUGUUUAGUUUUCCCCAAGACCAAGUGCAUUUUAGGGCAAACAGUAUGGGUAACAAAUCGUCCCUGUUGCUGCGUGAGGAGGAGAUUGCCCAAAUCCACGAGGAGACUGGCUUUACACCAAACCAGAUAGAGCGGCUGUACUCCCGCUUCACCUCGCUGGAUCGCAACGACUGCGGAACGCUUUCGCGGGAAGACUUCCUGCGCAUUCCCGAGCUGGCGAUCAAUCCGCUGUGCGAGCGCAUCGUGCACUCCUUCUUUGCCGACAGCAACGAUGAUCGGGUCAACUUCCGCCAGUUCACGCGCGUCCUCGCCCACUUCCGGCCGAUCAAGCCGAACAAGGAGAACCGGCUGAACAGCCGGGAGGAGAAGCUGCGGUUCGCCUUCAAGAUGUACGACCUGGACGACGAUGAGACGAUCUCGCGCGACGAGCUGCUCAACAUCCUGCAGAUGAUGGUCGGAGCAAACAUUAGCCAGGACCAGCUGAACAGCAUCGCGGAGCGCACGAUCGUGGAAGCGGAUACGGUCGGCGUGGGCAAGAUUUCGUUCGACGACUUUUGCCGCGCCCUGGAGCGCACGGAGGUGGAGCAGAAGAUGUCGAUCCGCUUCCUGAACUAAAACCGGGGUGCAGA
Messenger RNA from Anopheles merus, 753 nucleotides. It is a transcript of the gene elm, whose product is annotated as calcineurin B homologous protein 1. The transcript has 2 exons. The record is from RefSeq and is a predicted model, not a curated record. Bases 170 to 739 code for a protein of 189 amino acids. NCBI's taxonomy places the organism in Eukaryota, Metazoa, Arthropoda, Insecta, Diptera, Culicidae. Gene Ontology annotation, molecular function: calcium ion binding.